AUGGUGUCGGUGUCCAAAAGUCGUCGCAAGAAGAAGAACGCUGGAGAAAAACCUAAAUUACGGCGUCGUACAAACAGUAAUAGGCAGCAGGCAAUCGUCCGUGUGAUGAUGGUUGUCACUGUGGUUUCCGCAUUACUGAUUGUUCUAACUGCAGGGAAAAUGAUAACCAGAAAGGAUUCAAUGGUAGCCGUCGUGCCUAAUAGUGGCGGUCAAACAACAUCAACAUCAUCAACAUCAACAUCAUCAACAACAAUAUCAGCAUUGCCAAAUAAUCAUCAGCAAAUAGCCUCUUCCAAAUCAUCAUCAUCGGCUCAUAAGAAUAAAAAUGUCAAUGGCCAACAUUAUUCCGUCGUCAUUGUCGGUGCGGGCAUUGCCGGGUUGACCGCUGCCAAAACAUUGGAAACGAAGAAUAAUGAUCGUAUUCUUGAUACUGACGACUUAGUAUUAUUGCCAGGAGGAGUCCUCAUUUUGGAAGCCACAUCCCAAUGGGGUGGACGGAUACGAUCUUCUACCAAACGAUCCAUUACCAACCAACGAUCCAAAUCUGACGAGAGUCAUUACUAUUAUCCAGUCGACAUGGGAGCCUCGUUUACUACCGAUCCCAAAUGGUUGCCGGUCAUCCUUUCGAAGAGUGGUGGUGACGAUGAUAAUGAUAAUAAUGGUGGCAAUACGAACAAGACGAAGAAGGGCAAAAUAAGAAGCAAUGCGUGGGAUUUUACCACGACACCGGUAUCCGAAGAUUGGAGGAAUAAUAUAAGUACGAGUACUACUACGGCCCAUGACAUGAUGCGCAACUAUUCUUGGUACGAAUUUGUCCAAGACUUUUUGCUGCCAUCACGCAGGAGUGGUGGUGAUGCUUCGUCUACUGAAUCAACGACAUCAUCAACAUCAUCAUCAUCAACAUCAUCAUCCACCACCAAGAUUGAAUACAAUUGCAUUGUGGACAAGAUUGUAGCCAUGAAAGCAGCGUCAUUGGAAGAAGAGGUUGAGAGGAAGAAUGGGAACAAAAAGAGCAUCAUGCAAGUCUCGUGUGGUUCCAUGUCGGUUACAGCAGAUGCCGUCUUGGUCACCAUACCACUGCCUCUCUUACAGGAACCUCUCGACCAACAGGAAAAACAGCGCGAGGCCAUGGAAGGGGCCACGGAUGACGCCGACGAUGAUAAUGACAAGAUUGACGGAAAGCCACCACCACAGGACGAUAUUUACAAUGAUGAUGUGGAUGGGGACAUCUUUCGCAAGACCGGCCUGCAGUUUCAUCCACCACUCCCUUCCAACAUUCAAAAACGAAUCCACAAACACAAGGCAACCAUGUUGCCGGCCCUCAAGAUUGUUUUUGAAUUCAAACACAAAUUUUAUCCCGAUUAUAUUGACAUCUUGAAAAUGCCUCUCUUGCUGGCAAGAGAGGAUGACGACGCACCAUUGAUCGGCAGCCACGAACCAAAAGAUUUGGGCGUCAAUCCCCAGCGGGUGUACGAAUAUUGGGCCGAUUCCGAAGUCCGGUACGAUCCCAAGGUGCGCCGUCCAAAGGGUGCCAAACAUUAUCUCGUGGGACAGCUACUGGGACAACCCGCCCAAGCGUAUUACAACUUUUAUUACGGUCCCACACGGCAAAAUGAUUUUUAUCGGGUCAGCGAAUUUCAUGACGACAUGGCACAACAUUUGCUCCAAGAGUUUAUCGAUUACAUGGAACAAGUGGAACACUUUGAUGAGUUUUUGGUCCGACAGAAUUACAUUGGGUAUCAAAUUGUGCAUUGGACCAAGGAAACCUUUACACCAGGCAUUUUGGAUUGUUCGGCAGUGCAAUUUCAUAGCAACCAUGACAAACACGGCUCCAAGACGAAGAAGAAGAAGAAGAAUUUCAAUCAAGUCGGUGCGGUUCCACAUGUCAAUGGACAAUUGUACUUUGCGGGAGAAGCCUUUGCCAAUCUACCAGGAUCUUGGUACCACGGAUGUGGACAAGCGCACGGAGCUGCCAUUUCUGGCAAAAAGGCAGCCCUUCAAAUCUUGCACUCGUUGCAAACCAAAAAGAAGAAGAAGAAGAAUGAUGAUAAUAAUAAUAAUAACAACAACAACAAUGCAGCGCCUGAGGAGAAGAGUGAUGAAUCCUCCCCGUCCAUUAUGAUUCCAGUUCCAACCGAGAAUGAUUCUUCCACGCAUCGCGACUUGGAGCGAUUCUCCAUACUGCGACCAGAAGAUGCCGAAGAUUUGAAAUUCUAUGCCAAGAUGAAUGAAUUGUGGAAGAAUUUUCCGAACUAG
This is a messenger RNA of Cylindrotheca closterium, 2256 nucleotides long. The record is from the annotation of a GenBank genome assembly. Lineage: Eukaryota; Bacillariophyta; Bacillariophyceae; Bacillariales; Bacillariaceae.